Messenger RNA from Xiphophorus hellerii (green swordtail), 5750 nucleotides. Its product is annotated as sodium- and chloride-dependent taurine transporter-like. The transcript has 15 exons. Lineage: Eukaryota; Metazoa; Chordata; Actinopteri; Cyprinodontiformes; Poeciliidae. Gene Ontology annotation, biological process: neurotransmitter transport; sodium ion transmembrane transport; taurine transmembrane transport. The record is from RefSeq and is a predicted model, not a curated record. Gene Ontology annotation, molecular function: gamma-aminobutyric acid:sodium:chloride symporter activity; taurine:sodium symporter activity. Gene Ontology annotation, cellular component: plasma membrane; cell projection. The coding region runs from base 242 to 2122 and encodes 626 amino acids.
CUCAGAGGAGGCAGGCCGGUGAUUUUCCACUGCCGCUGAUGUCUCUGGUCCCCCGGUUUUAAGAGACAAAGGUCAGAAAGAGAAGCUUAUAAAUAGGCUAAAAUAUAAGCUUCAGACGCGUCCACACUUCAGUCGCUCUCACGGACACGGGAGGACACGGACAAGACUAACCGGACAAGGGACCGAGCGCAAAGGACAUAAAAGGACAAAAUAACAGAAAACAUCACAUCAUCAUAGCAGAAUGGCACAAAAAGAGAAACUUCAGUGUCUGAAAGACUUCCAUAAGGACACUUUGAAGCCGUCUCCUGGAAAAAGCCCGGGCACUCGGCCUGAAGACGAGGCGGAGGGCAAACACCCCCAGCGGGAGAAGUGGGCCAGCAAGUUGGACUUUGUCCUGUCUGUGGCCGGCGGAUUUGUAGGUUUAGGGAAUGUUUGGCGUUUCCCUUACCUCUGCUAUAAGAAUGGUGGAGGUGCGUUUCUCAUCCCCUACUUCAUUUUCCUGUUUGGCGGAGGUCUGCCAGUCUUCUUUCUGGAGGUUGCCCUUGGUCAGUUCACCUCCGAGGGCGGCAUCACCUGCUGGGAGAAGCUUUGUCCCAUUUUUACUGGUAUUGGCUACGCUUCCAUUGUGAUUGUAUCCCUCCUGAAUAUCUAUUACAUCGUCAUCCUCGCCUGGGGUCUCUACUAUUUGUUCCAGUGUUUCCAGCCAGAGUUGCCCUGGGCCAAAUGCAAUCAGCCCUGGAAUACAGAUCAAUGCAUUGAGGACACCUACCGCAAGAACAAAACCAUCUGGGUUGCCGCCAACGCCUCCAACUUUACCUCCCCCGUCACAGAGUUUUGGGAACACAAUGUGCUGGGUAUCAGCAGCGGCAUCGAGGAGAUCGGCCCCGUUAAAUGGGACUUGGCCCUGUGUUUACUCCUCGUCUGGGUCAUCUGCUUCUUUUGUAUCUGGAAGGGCGUGAAAUCCACUGGAAAGGUGGUCUACAUCACAGCCACGUUCCCGUUUGUCAUGCUUAUCGUCCUGUUGAUCCGCGGCGUGACUCUGCCAGGUGCUUCUGAAGGCAUCAAGUUCUACCUGUAUCCUGACCUCGAACGCCUCAAAGACCCAGAGGUGUGGAUUGAUGCCGGCACUCAGAUCUUCUUCUCCUAUGCCAUCUGUUUGGGCGCCAUGACGUCCUUGGGGAGCUACAACAAGUACAAAUACAACUGCUACAGGGACUGUUUGCUGCUGGGAGCCCUCAACAGUGGUACCAGUUUUGUGUCUGGCUUCGCAAUAUUUUCCGUCCUGGGCUUCAUGGCACAAGAGCAAGGGGUGGACAUUGCUGAGGUGGCAGAGUCAGGUCCAGGCCUGGCAUUCAUUGCCUACCCCAAGGCUGUUACCAUGAUGCCUUUUCCUACACUCUGGGCAAUCCUCUUCUUCAUUAUGCUGCUGCUGCUUGGCCUCGACAGUCAGUUUGUGGAGGUGGAAGGGCAGAUCACAUCACUGGUGGAUCUGUAUCCGUCCUUCCUAAGGAAGGGUUACUGCAGAGAGGUCUUCAUCGCUAUCAUCUGCUGCAUCAGCUACCUGUUUGGACUUACCAUGGUGACCAAGGGUGGCAUGUAUGUUUUCCAGCUGUUUGACUACUAUGCAGCGAGCGGUGUGUGCCUUCUGUGGGUGGCAUUCUUUGAAUGUAUAGCUGUUGCCUGGGUUUAUGGCGCUGAUAAUUUUUAUGAUGCAAUUGAGGACAUGAUUGGCUACAGACCAAAUCCUUGGAUGAAAUGGAGCUGGACUGUUGUCACUCCUUUACUGUGCAUGGGCUGCUUUAUCUUCUCUUUGGUCAAAUACAAGCCAUUGACGUACAACAAGAUGUACCAGUAUCCUGACUGGGCCAUUGGAAUAGGCUGGACUCUGGCCUUGACCUCCAUGAUCUGCAUCCCCAUGGUGGUCGUCAUCAAGAUCAUUCGGUCUGAUGGGCCCCUCAUCGAGAGGAUCAAGGCCGUGGCGGCCCCGGCGCGUGGAGGGGCCAGCUCCCGCCCCGCGGACCACCGUGUCCCCAACGAGCUCACCUGCCCACUGGACCCCAAUGGAAACAAGGGGCUAAUGAUGAAGGCCCCCACCCACACCAUAGUGGAAACCAUGAUGUAAAGGGGUGAGGAGGAGGCUCUCCAUGAGAACGCUCUCUUCUCCUCUCCUGUCCUCUGAAACGCUUCUAAAGCUAGCUAGCUAUCUGUCUGUCUGUGUCUUUCUGGUGGACUGAUGAGGGUUUUAAGGAAAAAAAGAAAAGAAGCUCACAUUUCAAAUCUUUUAGGAAUGCUUCAAAAGCUGUUUGCAGUUGAGGAAAGAUGAUUAUUACAAUUCCAAACUGUUUCUUAAGUUUUUGUUUGUCCAUUAAUAGUUCCCAUGUGACUCGCAGUUAUGUAUUUCAGCACUGAUCAUAAGCUGGUCGCUUGUUUCAUCACUGAUGUUCACAGAUAAUCAGCUGUUGCUCCCGAAAAAAAUCAAAGUUAUGUCUUAGAUUUGUGCAGCCGUUAAAGGAAAUGCAUUCAAUUCACUGCUGAUGCUAAAAUAUUCUAUAAAUUAUGGUGCAAUUUGAUAAUAAUGUACAUCACAGCAAAUGAAGACAAAAACAGUGGGAAAUUCGGAUCACACAGAAAUCUGAAACUGAAAUAUUCCCUUGCUUUCAUUUCGGCGUCAGGAUAAUUUCAUCCUGCAAAGUCAGAGAAGCAUCCAACCGGAUUUGAAGUGUGGAGUUCAAACCCUUGAGUGUGUUGUCUGUGGCGUACUGUACAGUAGUAGCUAUCAGUCUAUCUAUAUCUAUCUCUUUAUCUUUCUGUGUCCUAGACCAGUUUACAUGUAAGUUACUGCAGUAGGCACUCUUGGCUUAAAGUUUUGGAUUGAAUUUAUUUUAUUUUUUUUUUUGCAGAGGAAGUUACAUUAUUAUUAUUAUUGUUAGUUUUUUCCUCUGUUAGUGUUUAGAUUCUUUUAUUAUUAUUAAUAUUAUUAUUAUUAUGGGUAUUCACUAUUGAAUUGCUGUAGUUUUACAUAGAAGGAGGAACACUUCUUUCAAUUGGUGAAAAUACUAAGCUGUUAUACAGAUCACAUAUUUACAGUGGCAGCCUUUAUAGCUCAGUUGUCAUCACAUAUUUCUUGGGCCACCUUUUCCCGGUUGUUUUAGUGUGACACAAACAAAUUACAACUUAAUGAUUUUUCUCCCAAAUGUUUUCAUGUUAUGGGCCAGUUUCUUCAUGACUACUUGGAUGUUCAGACAAAAAUUGGAAAUUUGGCAGCGACGACUCCUGUAGUUCAGGGCUGGGCAGCUUUUCUUCCUCUGUAAGGUUCAGACAUCUGGACACAUGUCCCUGAGGCAGGACAAAAGCUAAGACUCAUCUCCAGUCCACAUCACAUGACCCAGUCAGUUGUGUUGAUUAGCACUCCAAAGUGAGAGUGUAACAAAAUCCUGUGACACAACAGAGAAUAACGCUGCACGAGCUUUCCAUUUGCAUUUGGCAGAACUUUGUGUAGGCAAAUUGGCAAUGAAGAAACCCAUAAUGCAUCAUUUUGGGAACCCUGAACAACACUGACAGAGACAAACAAAAGACGCCCAAAAGGAAUUUUAUUCACAGAAAAUAAAAAAGGAAGAAUUUGCUCUUAAUUUUCUCUAAACUAUUCAAAGUUAGAAUCUAAUCUAUGUUCCAAAUUUGAUAUUUGUAAAACUCCUGCUUUGUGAAAAGUUUCUAAAAAAAAUAAUAUUCAAGCCUCGUUUUCUGCGUUAACCGUUGGAGCCUUACUCGAGUUUUUUUAAGUGCUCAAAUUAAAAGUUAACUUGAUCUGAGUUCCUAAAGAUGUUUAAUCAUCAGGAACAUCAGGAGGAUCGAGUUGUAGAGGCAUAAAAUGUGAUUUGCGAACAUCAAGUUUUUCUCAUUUCAAGACUUUUUAAAAUUUAUGGAUUUAGCAUCAAUUUGUUGAAAUUAUUUUAAAAGUGUGCCCUGCGAUACGAAAACAAGACCUCAAUUCUGGCUGAUUUUUAACAGUUCUGAUAUAAAAAUUACAUGUGAUUUUUUUUUAAAUAGUAACAUGGGGCCAUAAUGCUUAUAACGUGAGCUGUUAACAACAGACUAGGUAAGAGGUAGUUGUUGGAUUUAAUAUGUGACAAAGGGGUUUUCGUGCGUCUCACCAGCGACCAUCUGCUCAGGACUUACCCUUUAAAGCUCUUGUCUGCUUUAAUUUGCUUCAAAAACAUUUUACUAUCAGUUGGGAACAAAGAGCUGCAGUCGUAGCAAUCAAAACUUGUCUUUCUAAUGUGCUUUAAAGGACAUUCGCUCAGAUUGGCACAUAGAGAAUCAAAAGUCACUUCUUAACUGCCUAUUUUAUACACAAUCAAAGGUAAAGAUACACUGAAAUGUUGUGAGAGAUGUUUUUUGCACUUGAAAUGAUGAGGCCAAAAAUAAAAUGCUCAAUUCUUCAGGGUACUCAGAGGUGAAACCCAUUGAGAUGGGAAGUUUUGCAGUACCCAGGAAUUGCAUGUAUUUGACCAAAAACCUCCCAGUAGAGGUGGCAUAGCAGCCAGAGCCGCGUUUUUCCUCUUCUUCUUACUGUAGUUUGUAUCAUUAAAGGGAUUUGCUGAACCAAAUCCACAGGUGACAUCUAUUUUCAUACAGCCUUUCCUAUAUAACGUCUUUCUACAGCUCAGCUUCCUUUUAAACGCACAUACAAAGCUUCAGUGUAUUCAUUAACGUUUGUACAGAUCUGGUUCGUGGUUCCUCUGAAGGAUCAUUGCACAACAAUGAAAAACAAAAAAACUUUCCUCAUUUACAGAUUAUCUUAAAAUCUUCAAUUUGUCCACUGAAUAACUUCUUUUAGAUUUAAAAACCACAAUGCAUAUGGAAACAAUUCAACUUUUUAAAUGUGUGUAUUCUUUUCUUUUUUUUUAACAUAUAUUUAGAGACAGCCCUAGCUGCUUAAUUGGAAAAACAUAAAGUCACCAGUAACGACUUCAACGUUAAAGCUUUUUCCAGGUGCUAAGGUCCUUCUUUUGUCAGGGAUUUAUUGACCAGAUUAUUAAGCAGUCAUUUAUAGGUUUAUUCUGCCUCUCAGUGUAUAUUCACAGUUUGUACCAACCCAUCAGCCUUUUUCACUCCUGCUGUCAGUUAACCCGAGUAAACUUUCCGUUGAGCUAAGCUUACUGAUUUGUUUUUUUUUUCUCUCAGAAAUAAUGAGUUUGGAACAGAACUAAAGCAUUAGUGAUGCACAUGUUUUUACCGCCGAAUGUUAAAAUGUGAAAGUCACCUGCAGGUGAAUUUAAAGUUUUCUGAAGAUUUAUUUUUUAUCAUAAAAAAAGAAUCUAUGUUUAAAUGUAUUUUUUUGCUGAUCCUUUUUUGAUUUCAUCAGUUUCUCUUGAUUUAUUUGUGAUCGUAUGUCACUUUUGCCUUUUCUGCUCCAAAAAUAUUCAAAACCUAAAACUGGAGUGACAUUGCACAAAGUAUCGAUCCAAACUCGGCUCACAUUCAUUACGUGCAAUACUUUGUCGAAAGUGUUAGUUUAUUUUUUGCUUUUAACUUUUCAUGAAAACAAAACUGAAAAUUUCAGAGUCAGUAGAAAUUAGAAUGUAGAAACAAACCCAUUAAAACCACUGUUUUAAAAAAUCUAAUGUUUGUUUGGAAUACACUGAAAAUACUGUAACAGAUUUUGUAAUUUUAUUGUUUUUGAGACAGCAACACUGCCACAAAUCCCACUGUCAUUCAUUAAAUAAUAAAAAAUUGGCAGCUCACCAAAA